AUUUUUUGUGAUUUUUUCAUGAACCCUAGGAAAAUAAAGAAGAAAUUUCUGUUUACGUUGGGGGAUUUGUCCCCCAAAUCCCACCCUCCUGGGUAUGCGCCUGAUGGACAGACAGACAAAGAGGGUCUUUCAAAAGUGUCUUUUUCUCAUAGGAAAAUGCAUUAAAAAGAAUUCAAGAACAACUUCAAUAUCCAUCAAUAGUCAUCCUCGACAACCUCUUCUGGUUCUUCAGCAUACUCAUAUUCUCCUUCUUCUCCUUCUCCUCCAACCAAAUCUCCAAUCAUUUUAUCAAUAUUGUCUUCACCAUCUUCGCCAUAGUAUUCGUCAUCAUAGUAUCCGAUAUCAGUUGGUGGUGGGUCAUCAGCUUUAGCUGGACUUGAUGCUGGUUAAUUUAAAUUUUGAAAUAUAAUUCAAUAUAAAAUUAAAAAAUUUGUUUUUUUUUUAA
Messenger RNA from Chironomus riparius, 445 nucleotides. The record is from the annotation of a GenBank genome assembly. Lineage: Eukaryota; Metazoa; Arthropoda; Insecta; Diptera; Chironomidae.